This is a messenger RNA of Elgaria multicarinata webbii, 545 nucleotides long. RefSeq names its product transcription factor HES-5-like. NCBI's taxonomy places the organism in Eukaryota, Metazoa, Chordata, Lepidosauria, Squamata, Anguidae. The record is from RefSeq and is a predicted model, not a curated record. Gene Ontology annotation, cellular component: nucleus. Gene Ontology annotation, molecular function: protein dimerization activity; RNA polymerase II cis-regulatory region sequence-specific DNA binding; DNA-binding transcription factor activity, RNA polymerase II-specific. The transcript has 3 exons. Gene Ontology annotation, biological process: regulation of neurogenesis; anterior/posterior pattern specification; regulation of transcription by RNA polymerase II. The coding region runs from base 19 to 498 and encodes 159 amino acids.
GCUGCGGCCUACGAAAGGAUGGCGCCUUCAAGCAUUAUUUUCAUGGAUCAAAAUGGUCUCCUCACCCCUAAAGAGAAAAAUAAACUUAGAAAGCCAGUGGUGGAGAAAAUGCGUCGUGACCGCAUCAACAGCAGCAUUGAGCAACUGAAACUCCUGCUGGAGAGAGAAUUCCAAAGGCACCAACCGAACUCCAAGCUGGAGAAAGCCGACAUCCUAGAAAUGACCGUGGACUAUCUGAAACAGCAAAGUCAGCUGCAGGCAAAAGUGGUAGGACCUGCUCAUACAGACACGCAACUUGACUUCAAAGAGGGCUACUCCAGGUGCCUGCAGGAGGCCUUCCAGUUCAUGUCACUUCACAAAGUCCACACUGAGACUCAAGCCAAGCUAGUGAGCCAUUUCCAAAGGAACCAGGUCUCCACACCUGAAGUUAUCGGCUCGCCUUCCACCUUGAAGCACUCGUCGUCCAAGAACGUCCACACGCUCUGGAGGCCCUGGUAGACAGCUGGAAAAGGACGGCCAAUGGACUUUCAUUCCAGAGGGAGGGU